Messenger RNA from Xyrauchen texanus (razorback sucker), 2674 nucleotides. Its product is annotated as probable acyl-CoA dehydrogenase 6. Gene Ontology annotation, biological process: fatty acid beta-oxidation using acyl-CoA dehydrogenase. The record is from RefSeq and is a predicted model, not a curated record. Bases 38 to 1336 code for a protein of 432 amino acids. The transcript has 9 exons. Gene Ontology annotation, molecular function: flavin adenine dinucleotide binding; acyl-CoA dehydrogenase activity. Lineage: Eukaryota; Metazoa; Chordata; Actinopteri; Cypriniformes; Catostomidae.
UGCGCAUGUUCACACUUGUCUAUGCUGUCUGCAAAACAUGGCACUGCACGAGAGAAUUUUGAGAUUCAGUUUGGCUGUGAAUCGUAAUUUACUGAAAACAACUGUUGUCUGCAACAAGCGGAACUUGUCGGAAAAGGCGUCUUCCAGUCCGAAAGCAACAUUCCCUGCCGAAACAAUCGAUCAUGUUCUGUACACACAGGAACAUUUUGCAUUAAAGGCAUCUUUGAGAAAGAUCAUUGAUCAAGAGAUCAACCCUUACGUAGAUGAAUGGGAACAAGAAGGGCAAUUUCCUGCUCAUAAGAUCUUCAAGAUCCUGGGUAAUGCAGGAUUUCUGGGAGUCAACAAGCCCAUGGAGUAUGGAGGUUUGGGGCUAGACUUCAGCUACAGUGUGGCCGUUGCUGAAGAACUGGGGAACAUCAACUGUGGUGGAAUUCCCAUGGCCAUUGGAGUUCAGAGUGACAUGGCAACGCCUGCACUCGCAAGGUUUGGCUCUGCAGAACUCAAGAGCGAGUUCCUGCUGCCCACCAUAAUGGGAGACAAAGUGGCCUGCCUAGGGGUGAGCGAAAUUGGAGCUGGCUCUGAUGUUGCUAGCAUAAAGACAAAAGCUGUGCACAAAGGAGAUGAAUAUCUCAUUAAUGGUGGAAAGAUGUGGACCACAAACGGCACCCAAGCUGACUGGAUGUGCCUCCUGGCCAACACCAGCGAUGACCCUCCACACAAGAACAAAUCCCUAAUCUGCUUACCCAUGAAUCUACCUGGCAUUCAUAUUGCACGCAAGAUAGAUAAAAUGGGGAUGCGCUCCUCGGAUACAGCAGAGGUGUUUUUUGAUGAUGUGCGGGUGCCCUGUAAGAAUGUCAUAGGGCAGGAGGGAAUGGGCUUCACCUAUCAGAUGCUGCAAUUCCAAGAGGAGAGACUCUGGGGAGUGGCCAACAUCCUAACGAUGAUGGAGAAAGUUGUCCAAGAGACCAUUAAUUACACCAGACAGAGGAAGAUCUUCAAUCAGCCAAUUCUGUACAACCAGGUAGUUCACUUCAGGCUAGCAGAGCUCGAGACAGAGAUUGAGCUGUUGCGCUCCCUUCUGCAUCGCGCCACCGCGCUGUACAUUAAAGGAAAUGAUGUAACUAAGUUGGCAUCGAUGGCUAAGCUGAAGGCCGGACGACUGGCUCGAGAGCUUGGCGACAGCUGCCUGCAGUACUGGGGUGGCAUGGGCUUUACCAGCGAUGUCCUAGUCAGCAGGUUCUAUAGGGACUCGAGAUUGAUGUCCAUUGGUGCAGGAGCUGAUGAGGUCAUGCUGUCAAUCAUAUGCAAGUACAUGGACACUCUACCAAGGAAAUGACUUCACCAUUAAUUAUUAUCAGAAUGAAUUAAUUUUGAAAAAUUAAGUGCACUUAAAAGGAACUCUAAAAUUAAAUGUUUCAAGAAAGUAUCAGUUCUAAAAGCAUUUCUAACCGUUUUAGAUGGCGAUAUCUAUAACUGUCAGCCAAUACAUUCUUAUUGUAGUCCUCUUCAUAACGAUGCAUCUUGUUGCCUUAAUGGAGACUUAGUUGAUUACCUGCUUUUGGAAAAGUUUGUGUAAAUUGUAAAAUAGAAAUAUGUAAAUUCUGAAUAUAGCUGUAAAUGUAUAAUUUUGUUAAUAUGCAUGAAAAACAUUAAACAGAUUUCAUCAUUCUCAAAUGUUAGUUACUCAUGCAAACCACAAAUGGAAAACAGGGCUCAUGCUUUUUGUAACUGUUUAUGUCAAUAUUCUCUCAACUGACAUAUAUUUACAAAUUAGUCUCUAUAAAAUGAAACCAUGCAUCAUGUUUACCACAGAAAGCAAAAGGGUUAGAAAAAAUACUUGUAAAAUGUAAUUCAUAUGUAUAUUUAUAGAUUUCUGGUGUGAUUUCAGAGUAUUGUAGAAAAUAUGAAUUGCACAUAAGAUCACAUAUCUCCUCAUGUAUUUCCUCAAAAAGAGCACAAGUUUUGACCAACUUUCUCGGGAUGCAAAUUUUGUGUAGACGGUACAGAAAUAAUAAACUUUGCAAUAUCACAGGGGUUGAUUAGGUCUGUGUUGGGUGGCUUCUACCAUGUCCAACUUCAUUUAAAAUGAAAAGAGUUUCAGAGUGCUGCUGUGAUCAUAAUGGUUGACAUAGCAUUUUAAUUUAUUAAAACUGGAUGCACACAAACUUAUAGGCGAGUAACCCCAUUAAACACAGGCCAUUAUAACUGAAUAAAAUGAGAAGGGAUGCAUAAUUUUAAUUGAUAUAAUAUUUUCUUGAUCCACAUUCGACAAGUUACCCUUGUAUAAUCCUUAAAAUUAUACAAGGGUCACUUUUGGUGAUUUAGAACAGAUUUAUUCCUCAUUGCACAUUGUCUCUCAAUGGUUCUGUCUAUUGUCCAAUGGAAAGCAUCCUCACACUCCUGAAUUACCUCAGUCAUCAUCACUGCAAAGUUUCCCAUCCUCUAGACCAAAUGAGCAUGAGACGUAAGGAAGAAAUAUUCUCAAGAGUCCUGGAUCUCAUCAGUCCUGCGAUCACCUCAGAUUGAUCACCCAGUACAGGACAACAAAAACAAACAGGACAAAAAGCAAUACACCUUGGUUUGGCUUCCCCUGGCAAGGAGCUUCAAUCUACCCAUGGUGACACAAACAUGAGAUGUUUAAGCUAUUCGGGUCAAUGUUUUAAUUUGAAUUUUU